AUGACCGCUGAGGAUUCCACCGCAGCCAUGAGCAACGACCCCGCAGCCCUGUCAUCGGCCAGGGUGCCCGAGGGCGUGGCCGGCGCGCCCAACGAGGCGGCGCUGCUGGCGCUGAUGGAGCGCACCGGCUACAACAUGGUGCAGGAGAACGGGCAGCGCAAGUACGGCGGCCCACCUCCAGGCUGGGAUGGGCCGCACCCGCAGCGCGGCUGCGAGGUCUUCGUGGGCAAGAUCCCGCGCGACGUCUAUGAGGACGAGCUGGUGCCCGUGUUUGAGGCCGUGGGCCGCAUCUACGAGCUGCGCCUCAUGAUGGACUUUGACGGCAAGAACCGCGGCUACGCCUUCGUCAUGUACUGCCACAAGCAUGAGGCCAAGCGCGCUGUGCGCGAGCUCAACAACUACGAGAUCCGCCCGGGCCGCCUGCUCGGCGUGUGCUGCAGCGUGGACAACUGCCGCCUGUUCAUCGGAGGCAUCCCCAAGAUGAAGAAGCGCGAGGAGAUCCUGGAGGAGAUCGCCAAGGUCACCGAGGGUGUGCUGGACGUGAUCGUGUACGCCAGCGCCGCCGACAAGAUGAAGAACCGCGGCUUCGCCUUCGUGGAGUACGAGAGCCACCGCGCGGCGGCCAUGGCGCGCCGCAAGCUCAUGCCCGGCCGCAUCCAGCUGUGGGGCCACCAGAUCGCCGUGGACUGGGCCGAGCCCGAGAUCGACGUGGACGAGGACGUGAUGGAGACCGUCAAGAUCCUCUACGUGCGCAACCUGAUGAUCGAGACCAGCGAGGACACCAUCAAGAAGAGCUUCGGCCAGUUCAACCCCGGCUGCGUGGAGCGUGUCAAGAAGAUCCGAGACUACGCCUUCGUGCACUUCACCAGCCGCGAGGAUGCCGUGCUCGCCAUGAACAAUCUCAACGGCACCGAGCUGGAGGGCUCCUGCCUCGAGGUGACGCUGGCCAAGCCUGUGGACAAGGAGCAGUACACACGCUACCAGAAGGCGGCGAAGGGUGGCAGCGCGGCCGAGGCGGCGGUGCAGCAGCCCAGCUACGUGUACUCCUAUGACCCCUACACGCUUACCUACUACAACUACCCGCUCUGCACGCUCUUCGGGCCCAACAGGGAGUACUUCCCCAAAGCAGGUAGCAUAAGAGGCCGAGGCCGAGGUGCAGCUGGGAACAGAGCCCCAGGACCCAGGGGUUCUUACCUUGGGGGCUAUUCAGCUGGACGUGGUAUCUAUAGCCGAUAUCAUGAAGGGAAAGGAAAGCCGCAAGAAAAAGGAUAUGAGCUUGUGCCAAAUUUGGAACUGUCUGCCAUCAAUCCCGUUGCCAUUAAGCCUGGUACAGUGGCCAUCCCUACCAUCGGUGCCCAGUAUUCCAUGUUUCAGGCCGCUUCCGCUCAUAAAAUGAUUGAAGAUGGCAAGAUCCACACGAUGGAGCACAUGAUCAGCCCCAUCACAGUGCAGCCCGACCCGGCCAGUGCUGCCGCUGCCGCCGCUGCUGCUGCUGUCAUUCCUGCCGUGUCCACACCUCCACCUUUCCAGGGCCGCCCCAUAACUCCAGUGUACACAGUGGCUCCCAACGUACAGAGAAUCCCCACCGCUGGGAUCUACGGUGCCAGUUAUGUGCCAUUUGCUGCUGCUCCAGCCACAGCCACCAUUGCCACACUACAGAAGAACGCGGCGGCCACUGCUGCGGUGUACGGGGGCUACGCAGGCUACAUCCCUCAGGCCUUCCCUGCCCCUGCUGCUGCUAUCCACGUCCCCAUCCAUGACGUCUACCAGACGUACUGA
Molecule: messenger RNA, 1779 nt
Organism: Elephantulus edwardii (Cape elephant shrew)
Lineage: Eukaryota; Metazoa; Chordata; Mammalia; Macroscelidea; Macroscelididae
Gene: RBM47
Product: RNA binding motif protein 47
Exons: 4
Coding region: 1-1779 (592 amino acids)
Cellular component (GO): nucleus
Molecular function (GO): mRNA binding
Source: RefSeq, a predicted model, not a curated record